Messenger RNA from Indicator indicator, 1828 nucleotides. RefSeq names its product ubiquitin conjugating enzyme E2 D1 (gene UBE2D1). The transcript is spliced from 7 exons. Bases 46 to 489 code for a protein of 147 amino acids. Lineage: Eukaryota; Metazoa; Chordata; Aves; Piciformes; Indicatoridae. Gene Ontology annotation, cellular component: nucleus. Gene Ontology annotation, molecular function: ubiquitin conjugating enzyme activity. Gene Ontology annotation, biological process: ubiquitin-dependent protein catabolic process; protein polyubiquitination. The record is from RefSeq and is a predicted model, not a curated record.
CGCCCCCCGUGCUGCUCUCCCUGCCGCCGCCUGCUCCGCACUCCCAUGGCGCUGAAGCGGAUACAGAAAGAACUGAGUGAUCUGCAACGAGACCCACCGGCCCACUGCUCUGCUGGCCCUGUUGGAGAUGAUUUGUUCCAUUGGCAAGCCACAAUUAUGGGACCUCCUGACAGUGCAUAUCAAGGGGGAGUUUUUUUCCUCACAGUACACUUUCCCACAGACUACCCUUUCAAACCACCAAAAAUUGCUUUUACAACAAAAAUAUACCACCCAAACAUAAACAGCAAUGGAAGUAUUUGCCUUGAUAUCCUGAGAUCGCAAUGGUCACCAGCUCUGACGGUAUCUAAAGUUUUAUUGUCCAUAUGCUCCUUACUUUGUGAUCCUAAUCCAGAUGACCCUCUAGUACCGGAUAUUGCACAGAUCUACAAGUCAGACAAGGAAAAAUACAACAGACAUGCAAGAGAAUGGACUCAGAAAUAUGCAAUGUAAACUUGUGAAGACUUUUUCAUAUACCACAGAGUACUGUAAAUUCUAGGAUUUUUUCAAAGUUAGAAGGAAAUGGAGCACAGUUGACUGUUUUGAUGUGUCAUGAUGCCCCUCGAAAUUUUUUUUUUCCACCCAUGUGUGUUUCUGGAGCAAAGGAGAAAAAACUUCCAAAAAUAAACCUUAUGACUGUGAUAAGAAUAUUUAUCCUCUUUGUAUGCUUUGCAGAAGACACUUAUUAUGUUUUUUUAAGAGUUGGACAUCUGCAUCUUCAGCCUAAGAGAUCCAUAAUGCAGUUGUAAAGCAACCAAAUUAUUUUUGCUGGAAAAAGUUGCUGGUGUUGUGAUGAAUACUGUAUGUGUGUCCUUAAAGUACAUUGUGUGUUUGAAUUUAAUUUUGUUAGUUCACUUACAUAAUUUGUUUGGGGUUGUUUUUUAUUUUAUUUUACUGUACAGACUAUUUUAUUUACCAUGUAAGUCAUUUCAGUUUAGACUGACUUGCUUGUGCACAGUAUUGGCAAGAUACAACUGCUAGUAUUGAAAGUAAUUGGAGUAUCCCACCCAUUGGGAUAGUCUGAAGACUGACUGCAGACUCCUUAAAACCUGAAAUACUCUUUGCACUGUAAUUCUUUAUACGCUGACUAUGGAAAAACACUUGGUUUUGAUUCUGUUGCAUACUUGACUUGAUUUUAUUGCAAUGUGAACUAAUUGCACUGCUAUGUAGAAGGUCGUGUAACCCUUGGUUACUGUUCACAACUGAUUUUUGACACAUGGGCGACAUAACACUAUCCCAGGCCUUUUACAAGUCUAAAUGUAGCCUUUUCCAUAUAAAUAAAAUGCGUUUUCUACUACUUGUCUUGGCUAUCUUAUUUUGAAUCAUGCAUAUCCCUAAAGUGCUUGUUCUAACAUUAGAGAAUCAGAAUAUUCAGUGUGCAUGUGUCUUGUAGAGAAAAAGGAAGGUAAAGCCGUGCAUCACGUAUUAUUUAGUGUUGCAAUUAAUUUUUAUGCUAGCUUUAGCCUGAUUUAUUUAGCAUGUGGUGCCCAUUGUUUUAUAAAGGAUUUUAACUAGCUACUUCUAUAUUCAUUUAGAGUAAAAAUACCACAAGUGUUUGAGCAUCAAACUCUUCAGUUAAGGUGGUGUGUUUGCAGUAUUGGAAUGUUAACAGUCAGCUUCUCACACUUAAAACUGUCUUUGUCCAUUCACUGGCGCUUCAGUUGCUCCACACUAUGCAUGUGGGAGGCCAGUACUGCUGGCAAGGGGCAAUCAUUUCUGAUAAAGCAGAUGAAAAGCAGAAAAAACUUUCAUUUCCUAUGGUUUGUUCUUUUUGGGUAUCUGAAAAUUAAAA